GGCUGAGAUCAAGUGAGAUCAGGGUCAUCUUUGUUGGGAGUGGGUUAUUGUCACUUGUCAGCUGUCAGGUGAAUGUAGUAGGGAUGUGCAAGAUGUGUGUCCUGAGCAAUGGUUACCAAUGACCUUGACACGCACCUCUUGACCACUGCUGGGGGACAUGGGAUGCAUGUCCAGCAAGGCGGACAUCAAUGACCGUCACCCAAACAUCUUCCAAGUGGUCAACAUCGACGACCUUGGUCAGGAGCUGCGACCGGCCAAACUGGAGAUCACAGAUCGGGACAUUAUUCUCCACCAAAGAGGCCGCUCGGGCGUCCGAUGGCCCAUCCGCUGUCUGAAGCGGUACGGCUACUCGGAGGGCGUGUUCAGCUUCGAGCUGGGCCGACGCGCCCCCACCGGCGCCGGCGUGUACGCCUUCAAGUGUGAGCGCGCCGAGGCCCUGUUCCAGCUGCUGCAGACGUGCAUCCAGAACCCGGCGGACGAGGGCCGCCAGACGCCCGCGCACGGGGACGUCACGGCGGCGGCCAACGGCGACGUGGCCGCCCUGGAGGCCUGGCACGGACCGGCAGACGGCUCGGACCAGGCCGUGUACGUCAACGAGGAGGUGUGGUCGGAGGAGGCCGCCGCGCCGCCGCCCGACGCCGAGCCGGCCAAGCAGCCGCCGGUGCCGGCGCAGCGUAAGUCCAAGCCAGCGCACUCGUACCUGAACACGGUGCCGUGCGACAUCAACACCAACUACCAGUCGGCGGAGGAGGCCGAGCGGCGCCACCUGUACGUGAACGUGCUGCCCGAGGCGGGCGUCGCCAGUGCCGAGGACGCCGAGCGGUGCUACGUGAACAUUGCGGCCGGGAGUGGCGCCGCGCGCCUCGUGAACUACGCCGUGCUCGACCUGCAGGCGGCCGGGCCCGGCCAGGGGUACGCCACCAUCGACUUCGACAAGACGGCCGCGCUCUCGAUGGCCGUCAGCCGCGUCGAUCCGGAGGAGGAGGCCGAGUGUCGGCGCAAGACGCGCCACAACUCGACCAUCGUCGAGCCGGGCCUCUCCCGGCACAACUCGGUCAUCAGCACCUAG
Pollicipes pollicipes is the source of this 1069-nucleotide messenger RNA. Its product is annotated as fibroblast growth factor receptor substrate 2. Gene Ontology annotation, molecular function: transmembrane receptor protein tyrosine kinase adaptor activity; fibroblast growth factor receptor binding. Gene Ontology annotation, biological process: fibroblast growth factor receptor signaling pathway. The record is from RefSeq and is a predicted model, not a curated record. Bases 158 to 1069 code for a protein of 303 amino acids. The transcript has 6 exons. Lineage: Eukaryota; Metazoa; Arthropoda; Thecostraca; Pollicipedomorpha; Pollicipedidae. Gene Ontology annotation, cellular component: cytoplasm.